Messenger RNA from Cooperia oncophora, 471 nucleotides. The record is from the annotation of a GenBank genome assembly. NCBI's taxonomy places the organism in Eukaryota, Metazoa, Nematoda, Chromadorea, Rhabditida, Trichostrongylidae.
AUGCCAGAUGGGUUCCGGUCGGAGCUGCAAGCUUAUAUAUCACAUGCACGACGGUAUUUCACAGAUAAUGCAACACAGCAGCUGCUUGAUGAGUUACGCCCUUUGAUGUGUGUCUGGGACGAGUCCAUAGUAAGGGCUUGGCGAUUGUUAGAGAUGUUUGUGCCAAUGAAUCUUCCACCCGAAAGGCAAAUUACUCAUGGGAGCGGGUUGUGGCUGGAUGAGGCAUGGCAUUGGUUCGUAACAGUGGAGAACAACAAUUUGGUCGAAGCGUCCAUCCUCAAGAUGUUUGUACGAUUAUCCGUUGAAUGUCCAGGAUCAGUUGAUUGGACAGACAAACUCGAUGUCAUCUUUACGAAGCUGAUCCGAUCAUUUCGCCUCGGUAGCGUCGUAGGGCUUUGCCAGCAGUUCAAUUCAGAAGGUGCAUCAGGUUUCAUUACGUACGCAAUGGGAACCCAGUGUCAUGAGAAGUGA